CGGUGCGCGCAGACAGCUCUCCCCCCUGUCGGGGCGUGGACACGUAGGGAGCGUUCUCGGAAUCGAGGCCCUGGCUCGUGCUUGCAGGAAAGGUUGCACGGAAACGGAGGGGCGUCUUGGCCACCUCGCGAAGUGGUUCAGCCCUGUGCCCUGCCAGGGGCUGGAGAAGGAGACCCCACGAGUCGGGUUGAGCGAGGGAGCAGGGUCCCUGCCCAGGUGUUGUCGCGGAGCGUGUUUAUAAAGAAUGUGGAGGCGGAUCUUGAGUGCUCACAACUCCUGCACCACCACCACCCACCAUCCAAGGAUAUGCCUUCAAGCCUCCACCGAGACCCGACUUCGGGACCUCUGGGAGAACAAUCAAAUUACAGGCCAAUUUCUUUGAAAUGGACAUUCCAAAAAUUGACAUCUACCAUUAUGAAUUGGAUAUCAAGCCAGAAAAAUGCCCACGAAGAGUUAACAGGGAAAUAGUGGAACAUAUGGUCCAGCACUUUAAAACACAGAUCUUUGGGGAUCGGAAGCCGGUGUUUGACGGGAGAAAGAACCUUUACACAGCCAUGCCUCUUCCAAUCGGGAGGGAUAAGGUGGAGCUUGAGGUCACAUUGCCAGGAGAAGGCAAAGACCGCAUCUUCAAAGUGUCCAUCAAGUGGGUGUCCUGCGUGAGCCUACAGGCGUUACACGAUGCACUUUCGGGGCGGCUGCCCAGCGUCCCCUUCGAGACCAUCCAGGCCCUGGACGUGGUCAUGAGGCACCUGCCAUCCAUGAGGUACACCCCUGUGGGCCGCUCCUUCUUUACUGCCUCCGAGGGCUGCUCAAACCCCCUAGGUGGGGGCCGUGAGGUCUGGUUCGGUUUCCAUCAGUCCGUCCGGCCUUCACUUUGGAAAAUGAUGCUGAAUAUCGAUGUCUCAGCAACAGCAUUUUAUAAGGCACAGCCAGUAAUCGAGUUUGUUUGUGAAGUUUUGGAUUUUAAAAGUAUUGAAGAACAACAGAAACCUCUGACAGACUCCCAAAGGGUAAAGUUUACCAAAGAAAUCAAAGGUCUCAAGGUGGAGAUCACGCACUGUGGGCAGAUGAAGAGGAAGUACCGUGUCUGCAACGUGACCCGGCGGCCAGCCAGCCACCAAACGUUCCCUCUGCAGCAGGAGAGCGGGCAGACGGUGGAGUGCACGGUGGCCCAGUACUUCAAGGACAGGCACAAGCUAGUGCUGCGCUACCCUCACCUCCCGUGUUUACAAGUCGGCCAGGAGCAGAAACAUACCUACCUUCCACUGGAGGUCUGUAACAUAGUGGCAGGACAGAGAUGUAUAAAGAAACUCACUGACAAUCAAACCUCAACCAUGAUCAGAGCAACUGCCAGGUCCGCGCCCGAUCGGCAGGAAGAGAUUAGCAAAUUGAUGCGAAGUGCAAGCUUUAAUACGGAUCCGUACGUUCGUGAAUUUGGAAUCAUGGUCAAAGACGAGAUGACAGAUGUGACUGGGCGAGUCCUCCAGCCACCCUCCAUCCUCUACGGGGGCAGGAACAAAGCGAUCGCCACCCCUGUGCAAGGUGUGUGGGAUAUGAGGAACAAACAGUUUCACACCGGCAUCGAGAUCAAGGUGUGGGCCAUCGCCUGCUUUGCCCCCCAGCGCCAGUGCACUGAGGUCCACCUGAAGUCCUUCACGGAGCAGCUCAGGAAGAUCUCACGAGACGCCGGCAUGCCCAUCCAGGGCCAGCCUUGUUUCUGCAAGUACGCCCAGGGAGCGGACAGCGUGGAACCCAUGUUCAGGCACCUGAAGAACACCUAUGCUGGGCUGCAGUUGGUGGUGGUCAUCCUGCCUGGCAAGACCCCUGUCUAUGCUGAAGUGAAGCGGGUGGGAGACACAGUGCUGGGAAUGGCCACGCAGUGCGUGCAGAUGAAGAACGUGCAGAGGACCACACCGCAGACCCUGUCCAACCUCUGCCUGAAGAUCAACGUCAAGCUGGGCGGCGUGAACAAUAUCUUGCUGCCCCAGGGCAGGCCUCCUGUGUUCCAGCAACCGGUCAUCUUCCUGGGGGCCGACGUCACCCACCCACCUGCUGGGGAUGGGAAGAAGCCUUCGAUUGCUGCAGUCGUGGGCAGCAUGGACGCCCACCCCAACCGUUACUGCGCCACCGUGCGGGUACAGCAGCACCGGCAGGAGAUCAUCCAGGACCUGGCCGCCAUGGUGCGCGAGCUGCUCAUCCAGUUCUACAAGUCCACGCGCUUCAAGCCCACCCGCAUCAUCUUCUACCGCGAUGGCGUCUCUGAGGGCCAGUUCCAGCAGGUUCUCCACCAUGAAUUAUUGGCCAUCCGCGAGGCGUGUAUUAAGCUGGAGAAAGACUACCAGCCGGGGAUUACUUUCAUCGUUGUCCAGAAGAGGCACCACACGAGGCUUUUCUGCACCGACAAGAACGAGCGGGUUGGAAAAAGUGGAAACAUUCCAGCAGGCACAACCGUGGACACGAAAAUCACCCACCCAACCGAGUUUGACUUCUACCUGUGCAGCCACGCUGGCAUCCAGGGAACAAGCAGACCUUCCCACUACCACGUCCUGUGGGAUGACAAUCGUUUCUCCUCCGACGAGCUGCAGAUUCUGACCUACCAGCUGUGUCACACCUACGUGCGCUGCACACGCUCUGUGUCCAUCCCUGCACCGGCUUACUACGCUCACCUGGUGGCCUUUCGGGCCAGGUACCAUCUGGUGGACAAGGAACACGACAGUGCGGAAGGAAGCCAUACCUCUGGGCAGAGCAACGGACGCGACCACCAGGCCCUGGCCAAGGCUGUCCAGGUCCACCAAGACACGCUUCGCACCAUGUACUUUGCUUGACGUGUUUUAGGGUUUUAGCGAUGUGUACCGAGUUGGAUUCCCAUGAGACCAGCUACACUCAGACCAACAGUUGCCCAGCCCUUCCGUGACAGCCAGCAUUGAACAUGAGAUGUCCUUUAUUUUAUUAGAUUUUCCAUUUUCCAGAAUGCCUUUCGUCCCAGAUUUCAAACUCGGAUUUUGAAACUGCAGACCUGUAUGAGACCCCGUUGUUGUAGGAAGUAUGGUUUGCCAAAAUCUAUAAGCUGCUUAUUAAAAAUAGAAGUCCCAUUUUUCCUAAAAAAGAAAAGAAAAAAAAUUCUCCUAAAACCAAUCUAUGAACUCAGGGCUUUAAAACAUUUUUAAUUUAUUUGAUCAUUCAAUUUACUUGUUUUUAACACAUGGUUCUCUAUGAAACGGGUGGGCUCAAACUAGCUGCGAAUGUGUUCUAGAAGGUGAAAGCAACACAAAACACCAUGGUGGUUUUAAAGCCGUGAACAUCCCCAUGUCAUCACUGAAGUUGGUUUCCAAGUGGCCCUGGUGGGUCGCCGGCAUGGCCACAGAUGCCCUUGUCCUGCCACUGCUGUCCUUUUACUCCACUUGACAUAAGGGGUGGUGGCAGGAGACAGGCCACGUGUGUUUACAGCAUUUAUAGGUCCAGAGAGAUUGGCAGACAAGUGCCAUUUUAAUAAAAGUUUAUUUAAAGAAGAAAAAAAAAAAAAAAAAAAACCAAUAUACCGACAGUCUAAUCAUAAGAUUUGUCCUCUAGGACUGUGACAUUUAUUUUCCAAAGUUUCUUAAGAAUACGGGUCUGUGGUGAUAAAUACAGUACAAUCCUUUUUCACUGUUAUGUCUUUAAUGUAAGAGAAAAAAUAUAUAUAUCUGGUUUGCAGUAUUAAUGUGAUAGGUAGAUGCUGUUUUUUAUUUUAUUUCCUACGGGGUGCUUCUUGUGAUCUGUUUAGCGUAUCGAGAGCAUUGUGGAGCCUGGAGGCUGAACCUCACCUGGCGGUCCCUAGUGCUUGAGGACAGGGAUACGCAAUUGACUCAAUGUGACGCGGCCUGCCUCCCCUCCGCGCAGAUGGUGUAGCCUGUGACUUCACCCGCCGCCGGUCCCCUGUCCUCAUCCCCCCUGUUGCUCGGCCGGUUAAGCACAAGUGGAAUUUAUUUAUUCUUCUGUUCCCAGGACACGAAUUGGUGUUAGGGAGUACCCUGUCUGUGUGUGGUGUUUCAUAGGCUCUGUAUGCUGGAAUACCUAGCAAGCCGCAGACGUCCCCUUUCGGGGGGACGGCUCUGCAUCCUGCAAGAGGCCAGCAAUUGGUGACGAAGCCCUGCCCCCAGUGGUGCGGCCUCGGAAGACAGGACACUUGUGUUAGGAUUCACAUCCUGGGCCCCAGACGUGGGUUUGCCGAUCUGUAAACCAUUGCACUGAUAGUGGACAGCUCAGAAAGGAUCACAACAGACCAGCUGUGUUUGGCCGAAGGGGUUUUUUUGUCCUUGCACACUAUUUUCCUAAGACUCAAAUCCAUAUUCCAUGUAGAACUCCAGGGGCGGAGGCCCCCUGACCCCCUUAGUGCUGCUUUGUGAUCUCCAGGUGCCCCCUCCCUGCUCCUCCAGCCCUGCCUGCCUGAUGUGGGCCUCAGGCACUGCGGUGGAGGGAGGGCGGGGGCCGCCCAUGCCUCCUGCUGGGGUAGAUACCCAUGUCUGUCCUCGCUGCUGGGAGGGGGCAGGGAGCCCAGGUGACACUGCCUGGGUGUGGGCAGAGGUGGCAAAAGGAUGGUGAUCAUUUAUGAUGCUGUCUACUCAGUAGUGUGUGUGUGUCUGUGUGCACGGAGGGUCUCACCAAUGGCAUUAGUCUCUUCUUGCUGUGUCUUUUUUUUUUUUUUGUCUUUUUGAAUGACAGAAGCCUCUGCUCUAAGAAAUGUUGCAAUUUCCUGUCAUUUUACUGGCAAGUGGCACUUUCUCCUGUUCUCAGAAGGGUACAGACAACGCUCUUGGCUCCAGUUACCAGGGGCGUUCAAGCUAAGGAGGGAACCUUUAAUAAUAAACAUUUUAAAGCCUGAAAUUGGGCUACUUUUCAGCCAUUUCAGAAUCAUCUAGAACCAUGAGUUUCAGAGGGUGUGGGCCUACCACCCCCAACAGGUCUGUGUGUGUGGUGGGGGAGGGGCUUCAUGUUAAAAAUGCAGGUUCCUGGGCCUCACCAAGACCUUCAAAGUCAGAUUCUCUCGGCCCAGGCCUGGGUGUCUAAUUUUGUUUAGAUCAUUUUGAAGGAAAAGUUUUCUUAUCGGUGGGCCACAGUACUUGGAGAAGAGCCCCGGCAGUGCAGUAGUUAAGAGCUCGGCUGCUAACCAAAAGGUUGGCAGUUCGAAUCUACCAGCUGCUCCUUGGAAACCCUAUGAGGCAGUUCUACUCUACCCCAUAGGGUCACUGUGAGUCAGAAUUGACUCAAUGGCAACAGGUUUGGGUUUUUUUUUGUUUAUACUUUGGUAAAACUUUUCAUAGUAAAGACAUGAAUAGACCAAAUGUCUCCAGUUGGGUUAGCCCACACGUUUCUGAUGGUUCAGAAUUCAAAUGGCUGUAAUCAAAAUUUCUCAGGUAAAUGAUCGUUUUUCCCAAAUUCUCCCAGCCCCUCCAUCAUUGGAAUUUGUGCUCUAAUAAUGAAGGAAAACCAUCACACCGAGGCUUCUUUUUCCCUAAAUUUUGAGACUGCAUGAGACCUCAAAGUGUAGUGGGAUAUGUCUAAAUCCCCCCCACCCCCACCCACUGCUGUUUCCAGUUGUGCUGCCCAUCCUACCCCCCCCCCAUGGAAGGGUACCUAGUGGCUGCUCUGUGGGACCCCUGGGCACAGACCUUCACCAUGGUACCAUCCUCCUGAGCUUGGCUGGUCUCCCAAGGCGCAGGGCCAUUCACAGAUUUGAGGGGGGCCCUUUCCCUAGCUCUGUCCCCAACCUACUGUUACGUAAGGUGUGCCUUGCUUGAAGCAAACUGAAUGUGAAUCGCAAUGUAGAAAACCUGGGUUUUAUUUGAAAGAAAAACUGGGGUUUAUCUCAUCUCUUUAAAAGAGGUUUCCCAAUUAGAUUCCUAUACUGGCACUGUACCUAGUAUAUUUUAAAAUACUUGCUUUUUAAAAACAUUAAUGUACACCCAUCCUUUUACCACUAUCUAUUACACUAGACAGGUUCCCUCUGGACUGACUACAUGAUGACCCAAGGGAGCUAUUUCCAGCCACCAUUUUGUAUAAGCCGCCUUGGUGAUACUAAGAUGCCAUCCUGUUGUUUGUGUGUUGUAAGCUCAGACUUUCCUAGAUCUGUAGGUAAAUUUUUUAAAACUGGACAUACCUGUACUUUUGGGAAGGGAUUGUUUAGUUUUGGGUGUGUGUGUGUGUGUGUGUGUGUGUGUGUGUGUGUGUGUGUUCCUGUUUUGAGAAGUCUUUACAUAACACUUUUGAUACUACAUUUUAGGGUCUGCUUCUUCUUUUCAAGAUUAUAUUGCUCUUUGGAAUUGUUCUCACACUCCCUCAAGGAGGCUUCUCCUUUAGAAGGAAUGUCUGCAGCCUCUGCAGCCACCAGGAGCCCCCACCUGUGUGUUGACUGCCCUGAGAGGGGAAUCCUUGGAAACAGGGCGUGCUUUCUGUGCUGUUUGAGGCUGGCCGUAAUCACUGUUAUUACUGAAGUUUACCCGGGUCGUUGAGUGCUCAUUAUAAGACAGCCUGAGUUCUGUUCCUGCAGCGGGAUUGGGGCGGGGGGGGGAGGCUGUUGUCGUAUGUUAUUUUUAUUGUUGUGAAAUGCAAACGUUGCUAUUUAUUUCGUCCUUUCUGCCCUGGUUUGAUCUGGCCUUUGUGAAUACGCCAGUGCAUGUGGUACCUAAUGAAAAUGGUAGCAAAUAUCUCCCCCAGUGUUUAUAAAUUACCCAGUGUUUCAGGCUUGCUGGAUGAUUUAUUUUUGAAAGCCACAAAUGUAAUUUUUCUGGAUGAAUUGUUUUUCUUAUAUAUGCAGCAAUGUGAUUUUGCAUUGGCCUGCGAGUGAUUUAAAUUUUAUUUUUACAAGGCCGUUUUUCAGUCAGAUUCUAUAUUUGAUACAACGUGUUAAGGGUAGACCAGCCAAGCGUCAUGCAGCUUCAAGGCCUUUGGGGCAGGGCCGGCCUCUCUCGAGAUUGCAUGUGACCGUGGGAGCACUUGGCUUGUGUCUCGUUGUCAUCAGAACCUGGACGUAGCUCUCCAAAGUAACUUUUGACCUGUUGGACAGUUGAAAGGAUUUUCAUGGGCAUUUUCCUAAACCUGAGGCAAUUCCAUUAGAAGGACCUUUAGAUGUUGACCUGAUCCUGACAGUGGACAAUCCCAGUGGCCUAGACAAGCCAUAAGAAAUUUUCCUGUGACCUCUCAUCUCUCCCGCUCACGAGAAAAGGAAUGUACGAUAAACAGAAGCUUUCUCGGUGUUCAUGCUCCUCACUUUCAGAAUGCAAAUAUUUUAUUUAUAUUUUGAGUCUUUCCCCAAAGGAACCGAGGAUAUGCUCCCUAACCGCCACCCUGGCCAUUUUGGCCGGCCUGGCGUUUUCCACGUAGACCCCGUGCGCGCGUGUGGCUUUCGGAACGCAGUGUCUGUGCGCUCUGAAAUGGCGCGCCGACUCUUUUGUAAGGAAACUUUUCAGCUCAGAACAAUUGCACUGAUUUUUUAACAGCUCCCUUUUGACUGUCCCAGCUUUGCAUCUGCUGUGCUUGUCUGACAAGAUUGUAAAUAGGUUUAUGGUGGCGGAGAGGACAUGAGCCCACUGUGCUUUGUUUUAGCGACUGUCAGUUUUCAGUAUUACAUGUUAGAGUUGUGUGGACUAGACUCUGCCCUUCUCUAGGGCUUCGUGUCUGUUGACCAUUCAUGAAGGACAAACUACACUUGUUUUCUUGUUUUUCUGGAAGGAAGUUUUCAGCCUGUUGUUAAUAUGCUCUCUCCCUGAGACCCGAACAUUUAACUCUCAAGAGGAUUAAUUGUGAACCUUUUGAACACUUUCUUGAUCUGCUUACCCAUUGCUGUAGAGUCGAAUUCUGACUUAUAGUGACCCUACGGGACAGAGUAGAACUGUCUCAUAGGGCUUCCAAGGCUGUAAUCUGUACGGAAGCAGACUGCCACAUAUUUCUCCCGUGGAGCUGGCGGGUUCGAGCCACUGACCUUUCGGUUAGUAGCUAAGCGUGUAACCAUCGCGGCACCAAGGCUCCUUUGAUCUGCUUCUGUCCUCGUUAUUUGCCAAGGCUCCCAAAGCGUUUUCUUCUAGUUCCGUCCAGCAUUGGACAGUUUGGAUAGGAUGGGUCUGCUUGGCCAUGGUAACGGGAGGGAGGGGAGCCCCUUGCUUCCCUCUGGCCAGCUGCCCUUGUAAAGCCAUGAGGUCACCGUUGUGUGAAAACUGUCUUUGUGGCUUAAGCCAUAGAUCCUAGGAAGCCCCGAAACAGUGCUUGUGCCUCGCAAUCUUUCUAGGCUCUAGGUUAGAAGUGUGCACCUCUGUUCUCCAGCCCCCUAUGUGUGAUUCUCUUUGUGGUUAUGCUACCAGGUGUCAGAAACAGACAGGAACUUGUGACCCUGCACCUGCCACCCGUGUGUGUGUUCAUGUUGCACCGACGCCACCGUGGUCCCCACUGACGCUUCUUGGGAUAGCUGUACUAUUCUUUUGCCAUUUUAUUGUCUAAAAUGAAUGUAUUGGUUCAGCCAAAUCACUACAGAAGGUGGUUCUUAAAUACCUAUUAGUUAAAAACCAAGUGCAGAUGAAGGCUACCUCUGACUUCCCCACAGAUUCAUGUUUGCUCUUAAGCUUAGUGACCCACCCUGAAAACAGCCAAAAUGUUGCCCAAAUAAACUGAAUUGUGAACAUCUCUCUGUUCAGUGCUGGCUUGAAAACGUGCCAUACUGUGACCCUUGGGCGGCCCUCCCACUCUUCCAAGAGCUGGGCCAGGCUCCUCCAGUGCCGCCCACCUCCCAGAUUCUAGCAUUCACAGAGGCCAGCAGGAGCGGAGCAGAAGGACCUGCCCCCAGCACCGUGCACUGCCCUCCCAGGCCAGUGUGUGCCACAAGACCUCGGAGUGGACCACUGUCCUGACAGGCUUUUCACUUCCCUGUCCCUUUUUUCCUGCUUUUCUUACAAAUGGGUUGAAAGUGGCUCCGUCUGCUCGCUUCUUCCUUUUUGUGCAGUCUGUAAACUCUCGAAGGUGCUCAAACACCAACUCCUGUGCAGAUAAUGCAGCCGAGAUAGCUGCAUGCCUCAGAAGACGGUGCAGACACAACUGACCUUUGACUUUGAACCUUGAGUUAAUACCGCUCCCUAUUUAAUGAUGACCUAAUAUUUGAAAGAAAAUGUUCUGUUCAAAUCCAGAGCCCUUUGUUAGGAGGGAACUCAGGGCCACUGCUUGUGGCUUGAAGAAGGAGUUCCCGCUAGCAGUGCUCUGGAUGACCUAUCUCUACCAACUAGCAGGAAAUCAUCCUAGGGUGUGUUCACGACUGGACACCCUGCCCUGUGAUUAACUACUUUGCUGUCAGAAAUGUCACCCACCCACGCGCCGUGCUUGGGUCACCCACCCACGCACCAUGCCAUGGGUCACCCACCCGCACACUGUGCCUGGGUCACCCACCCGCGCACCAUGCCGUGGGUCACCCAUCUGUGCACCAUGCUGGGGUCACCCACCUGUGCUCCAUGCCUGGUCGACCCAUCUGCACACUGUGCCCGGGUCACCCACCCAUGCGCCGUGCGGUGGGUCACCUCAGCUGGGCCUCUGCAGCCUUUGCGGCUUUCUUCCGGUUCCUGAAGUUCCCUAGUCUUCUCAAGCUUGGCAUCUGCUCUGAAGCACCUCCGUCGGUUCACUGUUGAGUUAAUUCUUGGGGGACAGGUGGAUGGCUCUGUGUUUACAGACGUCUGGAUGUGUGGUGGUAGCACUGCCCCAUGCAGAGUCAGCUCUGAUCCAGGGAGGUCCCCAACACACCGUCUCCUGAGAGCAGGACCUUGAGUGUCAUUGCUCUGCGUCUGAUACUCUUUGUGCCCUGUGGCAUGCAGAUUCCGAGGAGCCCAGUGUCCUUUGUAGCCUCUAAGGAUGCUUUGUGGUUCUUCGAUGACACUGUUGCACCCGAGACAGGGGUCUCCAAGGUGCCCCUCAGUCCUCAGCAUGAACUGUUGGCAUCAGAUCUGUCAGUGUGAGCUGACAGGUGGGCCCCUCCACCAUCUUUCAUGCUUAUGAGGGAUGAUUGACAGAUGAGAGCAUGGAGGAGCCCAGAGCUCUUGGUAACACUGCCUUGCCAGUCGGUGUAAAGAUCUAGGCAUGCUGGCAGUAGGUGUGCUCGGUGGUGUGACGGAAGGGCACGUCCCCCCUUGUUUUGGGGGUCGGCAGGGGACCGGAUUAUCUAUUUAUAAUCUUCUUGGAUUUAAGUAGUUCAGAGCUAGAGCUGCCACCCCACAUGUUAACUCUUCCCCUGAGUUUCUCCAGGAACUACUUGUUGAGGUUGCCCUCCUUCAGCGCUUUCUGAACCUUUACGAUCCUUCCAACCAGUGGGCUGAUCCCAAGGACACACACACCCUCGGCCAGGGGAGCCAGAGCAGACUCACCACUGGGCUCCUUGGCCCCAGCUGAGGUGCUCGUGUGGGCCUGGAGGCACCUUAGAACCCUGGAGAUGGUCUGAGCACUCUGGGCAGGGAGGGCUGUGUCCAGUGGGCGCCAAGCCCACCUCUGGUCCCCUUGUGCUCUGGCCUGAGCGAGCUGUGGAGGACCCAGGCCCGCAGUGCCCUCACAGAGUUACGCCAGGCUGUGCUUUGUUGGGAAACAGCCUGGGCUCCUCACACGUCAGUCACUGCCCCUUUCUCUUUGAGGCUCCCGCCUCAGAUCCCGACUCUGGAAAGUGCUGCCCAUGCCCAGUGCACAGGCGGGAGGGCACGCACUGUCUGUUCCAUGGCAUGACUUCCCACAGGCCCUGACCGGGUCCCCACCCAUGUCAGGGAAUCUCUUAGCCAGGCUUUGACCAUGACCAUCUGCAAAGCCUGGGGGCUUGGUUCUCAUAGUCAUUCAACAACAGUAUUUAUUCUAGUGGAACUACGUUUUACAAAAAGAAUUAGAAUCCUGUCUUUGUGAAACGCUUGUGAAGUCCUCAGCUCCAAGGUGCCAUCCAGCCGUAUCCCCCUUCUCCUGGAACCCUGCUGUUGCUUGGCUCGGGAGCGCUGCGUUGCUUGACUUGGGGACCCGAGGUGUGGCUGUGACCUGGAGCUGUCCACAGAGGACUCAGCUCUGACAUGCCUGAAAUCGAGGUUCUAUUGUGAACUUUUAGCAGUUUUUUGGCUCAUGGUCUAGUUAUAAAUCAUCGUUCCCUGUCAAGGGAGGACUUUAUGGGGUUUAAGUGGGGAAACAAUGCAAUGUCUUUAUUUUUAAAAUUUGGAGAAAAUCUUUCUUAGUGACUCCUCUUGCUCCUCCUUUCUCCCCAGGCCUUCCCUUUGGGAAGACGGGCCUUUUCCUGGGCAGAAGUGAGGGCUAAAGAGGUUCACAAUUUCAGUCCCUCUUCAAAGCCAAAUAGACACGCCUGACUAAAAUCCUGAAGUAUAUAGUUGAGCACUAAACUGAAGCGUGAGCCCUGAGUUAGGUAGUGGAUUUUAAUGUAGUCGCUGAAGGCAUAAAUUCAUGUUUUAUAACUGUAGUGGCAAAUGAGUUUUUAACUUUUUAAAAAGGUUGAAGGAUAACUAAGUUUCUGUGCAGCAAAGUGGCUAAUUACUCAUUAAAUUCAAGAAGAGAAUGUAGUAUCGAAAUCCAGAACCUCUGGUACACUGCAGAUUACUUACCUAAUAUGUAUUCAGGGCUUACAGCCCUUGGUUUUCUCCAUUUUUCUAGUUUUAUUUUUAGAAAAUAAUUUUAAAAGAACCAAAAAUGAACUUAAAAGUUCCCUAGGUGGAUCUUGCCCCUUCUUAACUUUUCCCCACAAGAAGGCAUUUUUAGUCCAAAUGUAUUGUGACCAUUGAAAGUUGACUUUCCUGAGAAGCUGAGCAGCUCGAAGGGCCUCGUUUUAGGCAGUACUCUUGUGUCGCGUCCCGGGCUCCUGUGUACCUGUGCCGUGGACCUACGUGGCUAUGUCCCGUGCUUGCGGUAUAGACACCAUGCAGUGCUGUUUUGUGAAAUUGACAGUCCUGUAUAAACACUUAUUUAUAUACGUUGACCUCUGUAUGGUUUUUCACCUGCUACGUGGAUUGUAAAAUUAACUUAUAAAAUUGAUAGUUCCUGCUAACUACCGUUCCGAGGCUUCAACAUCUUUGGUUUCACACCGUUCUGUGUGUCUUGAAGAUGCCCCAUGCUUGCAUGAUGCUUGGUGGCGAUGCCACUUUCAACUAAGCCUUAAUCAGCUGUUACACUUCUGUCAGAUGCAAAAAUAUUGGGCAGAGCGAGCCCAAACUGUUAGUUCAAGAUCCUGUCUCGUAACACACCGAGUCUUUUCUCUGGCAUUCAAAAGGGAAACUUUUUGUGAUGUGGAUAUCUGCCGUCUGUCUGUCUGUCCCUCUCUCUCUCACUGGUCUAACUUUGCUGUUCCCACUGCUUCAAGAGGAUGGACCAUUCUGCAUCUCUGUGGCCAUCAGUCAAAAGGCCUGGUAUGAAAGUCUUGAGACGUUUUUCAGGGUUACUUUUAAAUGUUUUAUCUUUUUUUCUUCCAGUCUGAGGUUUAUUUAUGGCUGAUGGAGAGUGUGUUUUGGGUGUACACUUUAUUUGCAAACCUGCUCGUGUUCUAAGCUUUCUUCAGGUAGUGCCACCCGCCAUUGCUUCUGCAUAUGAUUAGGAUGGAGUUUUGUUUCUGUAAAAGCAUCUUAAAUUUAGAGAGAAAAUGGAGGGGACCCAGCUUUCUUUACAAUGUGGAUCUACCUCAGUUAAACAGUUGGGUGCUAUUGACUAAGUCUGUCAGAUUAAAUUGGAAACAGUCACCAAACAGUGAGAUACAACUCCACGCGAAGCUUGAAAUCAUCAUUUCCGUUUAUUUAAUAAUAUUUUUUAUUUAUUUUGUGCCUUUUGUGUUGAAU
Loxodonta africana (African savanna elephant) is the source of this 12809-nucleotide messenger RNA. It is a transcript of the gene AGO2, whose product is annotated as argonaute RISC catalytic component 2. NCBI's taxonomy places the organism in Eukaryota, Metazoa, Chordata, Mammalia, Proboscidea, Elephantidae. Gene Ontology annotation, cellular component: RISC complex. The transcript has 19 exons. The coding region runs from base 384 to 2825 and encodes 813 amino acids. Gene Ontology annotation, molecular function: single-stranded RNA binding; miRNA binding; protein binding. Gene Ontology annotation, biological process: regulation of DNA-templated transcription; regulatory ncRNA-mediated post-transcriptional gene silencing. The record is from RefSeq and is a predicted model, not a curated record.